CUUUUUUUGUUGCAGUCCUAGAAAAAUAUUUUUUUUGUUUUUUUCACUUGUACUAGACAAAAAAAAAUAUUACAAGCAGUCUUGAGCUUUUUUUAGCUGGAUAGUUAUUAUUGGUAUAUCUUCAUAACGCAAACUCAAUUGACCCGUGAGCGUGUCCCCCCCUCCCCCCUAUUGUUUUUUCCAUCUUCCUCCCUCACCAGAAGCCCACCUCCAAACAAUGUACGAAACCAUUGACGAGAACGAGUUCGAAUUCGUACCACCAGCGCUGCAAAGCGGGCCAUCGACGCCAAGAAGAAUGUCUCUAGUGAGUGUACCCGAGUCCCCCGGCAAACGGGACUCCAUUCCAGCUCGUCUCCGCCGCUCGCCGAACCAAGCAGGCUCCGACUACGGAGAUAUUUCGAAUAUGCAGCCACGCGAUGUCAGACAGGGCGCACAUGGGAGCCCAGUGAUCAAGUCAUUCCCUCUUUUCCGCGCCUCGAUUGACGAAUCCCGUUGCUUCUCGGGUGAUCCCGAUGGCGAUACCCAUUUACCUGUUGACCCGCGGGUGGAGCGCCGCAAGAAAAACGAGUAUAAAAGACAUGGUAGUCUGACUAUGGCAUGGCAUCAGAGACUCAGCAGUAGCAGUACGCGUGAUGUGCGGCAGACCAGAUCGAGCCUUGCCUCUGAGACCGAUAGCAACCAGAUGGAGGAUGCCUCGGCGUCGCCGAUUUCUACGCCCAUUACCACCUGGAACAGACAGCAACAGCAGCAGGAUGCUAGCCAUCACCAAUCUGCUGAAUCCGCGAGUUUGGUGGCUGGCUCACGAGGCCGGUAUUAUCAACCAUCCAUCAAUAAGAGUACCUACAGCGGCGACUACACGGAAAGCGGCCAUCUGGAUUACUACACUAGCAGUAACGACAGCAGCAGUUUAUUUGCCCCUGUCAACACUUCGCGCGCCAGCACUGAUGUCGGAGCGAUGGCUCGCGUACAACGCGAGAGCUGGCGCAGUAGCGAGCACGAAACCAAUAGCCGCUUUCGCAGCGCCACAAUCACUAGGACGGGCAACAAUGGGUCGGAAGUCUCCAGCCCAAGAGCGCUCCUGAUACAAAACCACCGUGGAAGCAGUAUUAAUGGCAGUGGUGAUUUCACUAACCGAUUGGCUACGUUGGUUGCUGGAAUCCCUGUUUGGUCAAACGAUUAUUACGGCACGGCGGGCGCCUUUGAGCGCGCGCUGCCCGGUACUAUCCACUCGGAUAAGGCGAUGCAGCUGGGCACUGCGCCACAGCACGCUGAUUCGCCACAGGGAUACGCUGGGCUGCUGAGCGGCGAAAUGCACACCAGACAGAGUUUUUCCAGCGACGGGCUGUCGGAUACCUCGGGCAGCAUAACUUGCAGCAACGACAUGUGUGUAGACGGCGAUACUGGAUUCGACCUGGUGCUUGUGCCAAACAGCAGCUUGCCAGCGGCUUGCUCCAAUGCGCACAACAGUCCCGGUUUGCUUUCUGGCAGCAGUGCUGUGGUUGUGCCAUUGACAGCGGACAAAGGCACUGGUAGUGCAUCCUCUGCAAUGCACAAUGGUCCCGACCGUAAGUGGCUUGAUACAAGUUUGGCUCAUAAAUCCGGUUGUUCUGGGAGUGUUGAUUUGUGCAACACCGAUAGUAGCAGUGGAGGCUUCAUUGAAACCACACCAGCUCUUUUGGGCAGCCAUGCAUCUUGUGCGGAGGCCUUGUUGAGGGGCGGCAGCGGUUCUGCGCGCGCUGGUGACGUUAUUGGGCGGGCACCCAGUGGGAUUAAUUUUGCCCCACCUGGUCUGCGUGGAGACAUGGAUCAUGCCGACUCUGGGUCCAGCGACUCGGUACGCAAGCCUGUGACUGCGGACCACAGUCUUCAGGAAAGCGCGUGUGCAGCAUUGGAAGAGGGCACUGGCGUCCCUGGUGGCAGUGUAGUGUCAAUCUUAUUUCCAAUGUGUGCAGUGGUGUGACACAAGAUCAAUGCAAUGCAGCGAGCUCUGUCAGUUUCUCUUGCAGCAGCUGUAGCAGCAGCAGCAGUUUAAAGCCUGUAUUUUCGUCUUUUAUUGACCCCGUCAGAAGUAAGAAUAAUGUCGGCAGUUCUUCAUUAGUUUCUUUGCCUCACCACCAAUGCGGCCAAUGUUUCCUUUCCGCAUGCGAUGCAUCAGAAGCCCAUCGCCUUUCUUCUUCUUC
Molecule: messenger RNA, 2180 nt
Organism: Kickxella alabastrina
Lineage: Eukaryota; Fungi; Kickxellomycota; Kickxellomycetes; Kickxellales; Kickxellaceae
Exons: 2
Coding region: 218-1960 (580 amino acids)
Source: RefSeq, a predicted model, not a curated record